AUGGCCCCGCCAACUCUCUCCGGAUCCUCCAAGCCCGUUGACCGCAAGGGCGAGGAUUACGCCAAUCUUUCAGCCCUCCACAGUAGCACCAAGCACGCUCGAGAGGCUGCUUCCCUCGAUCCUAGCAUAUACGACUAUGAUGCCGUUUACGACUCUAUCCACGCGAAACCCACGAAAUCCUCAACCUCUGCCGCUGCUGCUUCAGAACCCAAAUACAUAACCUCCUUGCUCCGUAGUGCCGAAGUCCGCAAACGCGAUCAACUCCGCGCACGCGAUAAAUUGCUAGCUCGUGAACGCGAAGCAGAAGGCGACGAGUACGCGGAUAAAGAGAAGUUCGUGACAGCGGCGUAUAAGGCGCAGCAGGAAGAAGUAAAACAAAUUGAAGCCGAGGAGGCUGCUAAGGAAAAAGAAGAGGAGGAAAGGAGGAAGAAAGGCAUGGGCAUGAUGGGUUUUUACAAGGAUAUGUUAGCUAGGGAUGGGAAAAAGCACGAAGAAGCUGUCAAGGCAGCGGAAGAAGCUGUGAGGAAUAGGGCAGAAAAGGCGGAUGACGAAGAUAAGAAGGAGCCAGAAGAUAAGUCUGCUGCGCAAAUCGCCGCAGAACUUAAUGCUCGUGGCGCCAGCAUCAUCGUCAACGAUGAAGGGGAGGUCGUUGAUAAACGACAGCUUCUCUCCGCCGGGCUGAAUGUUGCUUCUAAACCGAAGCAGAAAGCGACUCGUGCCCGCUCCACAACCGAAUCGCGUGUACGAGACGUGAGGCCUGAUCGUUUCGGUGCAGGCUCUGCUCGUUCACAGCAACGAGCUAGGCAAACGGAGAUGUUGGCUGCCCAGUUAGAAGAGAGAAUGCGAAUAGAGAAGCAGGAGGAAGAGGCUCGAGUCAAGGAGCUGGCAGAGAAGAACAAGAGUAAGAAGUCGGAGAGCGAUGUGAUGAGCGCUAAAGAACGGUAUCUUGCCAGAAAGAGAGAGAGAGAGAAGGAGAAGGCGGCAGGAACAUAA
Messenger RNA from Uncinocarpus reesii 1704, 993 nucleotides. RefSeq lists its product as uncharacterized. Bases 1 to 993 code for a protein of 330 amino acids. The transcript is spliced from 2 exons. The record is from RefSeq and is a predicted model, not a curated record. Lineage: Eukaryota; Fungi; Ascomycota; Eurotiomycetes; Onygenales; Onygenaceae. Gene Ontology annotation, biological process: regulation of alternative mRNA splicing, via spliceosome.